GGCCCUGGAUGAAGACCCAGCAGCAGUGGACGUGGACCAGUAUGAGCUUCCAGCGCUGGCUGAUAGCCUGAGGGGGUACCUCCAAGACCUGGUCUCUCCCAUCAUACCUGCAGUGGUGUACAGCGAGCUCAUGUACACAGCCCAAGAGACCCAGAGCAUGGAGGAGUGCGGCCAGCAGCUGAAGAGAAUCCUGGAGUCCCCCAGCAUGCCCCAGGCCAACCACCAGCUCCUGGUGCACCUCACCCGGCACCUGAGCAGGGUGGGCCAGAGUGGGGCGCAGGGCCAGGCGAGUCCCAGGCUUCUGGCCCAGGCCUACAGCGAGGCCGUGUUCAAGCACUCCCACUGCAGUGCGGACGUGAACACCGAGCACCAUGUGAAGAUCCUGGAGGCUCUGAUCGUGGCUGGAGGCCUGACUGAGAUGCAAGCCGCCCCUGCUCUUCCUCCUAAGCCGGCCAAGCCCAUGACGCCGGUGAGCAGUAACGGGGUGAAGGAGGGCGCCAGCCAAUCGCUACAGGAGGCCGAAUGGUACUGGGGAGACAUAUCGAGGGAAGAGGUAAACGAUAAGCUGAGAGACAUGCCAGAUGGGACCUUCCUGGUGCGGGACGCCUCCACUAAAAUGCAGGGUGACUACACGCUAACACUGAGGAAAGGUGGGAACAACAAGCUGAUCAAGAUCUACCACCGGGACGGGAAGUACGGCUUCUCGGACCCGCUCACCUUCGGCUCAGUGGUGGAGCUGAUCAGCCACUACAGGCACGAGUCUCUGGCCCAGUACAACACCAAGCUAGACGUCAAGCUCAUGUACCCCAUCUCCAGAUUCCAGCAGGACCAGCUGGUGAAGGAGGACAACAUUGACGCGGUGGGGAAGAAGCUGCAGGAGUAUCACAAUCAGUAUCAGGAGAAGAGUAAAGAGUACGACCGGCUGUACGAGGAGUACACCAAAACCUCACAGGAGAUUCAGAUGAAGCGGACGGCCAUCGAGGCCUUCAACGAGACCAUCAAGAUCUUCGAGGAGCAGUGCCACACGCAGGAGCGCUACAGCAAAGAGUACAUCGAGCGCUUCCGCCGCGAGGGCAACGACAAGGAGAUUGAGCGGAUCAUGAUGAACUACGAGAAGCUCAAGUCUCGGCUGGGCGAGAUCCACGACAGCAAGAUCCGGCUGGAGCAGGACCUGAAGACCCAGGCCAUGGACAACCGCGAGACCGACAAGAAGAUGAACAGCCUGAAACCGGACCUCAUACAACUACGCAAGAUCAGGGACCAGUACCUUGUCUGGCUCAAUCACAAAGGUGUGCGUCAGAAACGAAUUAACGACUGGCUGGGGAUCAAGAAUGAGAACACAGACGAUGCCUACUUUGUGAGCGAGGAGGACGAGAACCUGCCCCACUACGACGAGAAGAGCUGGUUCGUGGGGGACCUGAACCGCACGCAGUCCGAGGACCUGUUGCUGGGGAAACCCGACGGAGCCUUCCUGAUCCGCGAGAGCAGCAAGAAGGGCUGCUACGCCUGCUCUGUGGUUGUGGACGGCGAGGUGAAGCAUUGCGUGAUCUACAGCACGCCGCGAGGCUACGGUUUCGCCGAGCCCUACAACCUGUACAGCAGCCUGAAGGAGCUGGUGCUGCACUACCACCAGACCUCCCUGGUCCAGCACAACGACUCGCUCAACGUGCGCCUCGCCUACCCAGUGUAUGCACAGAUGCCCUCCACGACAGCGCGCAGAUGAAGCCUCCCUCCUGCCCCAGCGUAACCCCCCUCCUCCUCCUCCCCCCUCCCCCACCGGCCCGCACGCACCCACCCCCAGAGCGGGGGAUGCAGGGGGCCCCUCUCCCCCCCCCACCGCC
This is a messenger RNA of Sardina pilchardus (European sardine), 1841 nucleotides long. RefSeq names its product phosphoinositide-3-kinase, regulatory subunit 3b (gamma) (gene pik3r3b). The transcript is spliced from 13 exons. The record is from RefSeq and is a predicted model, not a curated record. Bases 131 to 1723 code for a protein of 530 amino acids. Gene Ontology annotation, biological process: phosphatidylinositol phosphate biosynthetic process; insulin receptor signaling pathway. Gene Ontology annotation, molecular function: 1-phosphatidylinositol-3-kinase regulator activity. Gene Ontology annotation, cellular component: phosphatidylinositol 3-kinase complex. Lineage: Eukaryota; Metazoa; Chordata; Actinopteri; Clupeiformes; Clupeidae.